Molecule: messenger RNA, 718 nt
Organism: Sinocyclocheilus rhinocerous
Lineage: Eukaryota; Metazoa; Chordata; Actinopteri; Cypriniformes; Cyprinidae
Product: dachshund homolog 1-like
Exons: 5
Biological process (GO): regulation of transcription by RNA polymerase II
Cellular component (GO): nucleus; transcription regulator complex
Molecular function (GO): RNA polymerase II cis-regulatory region sequence-specific DNA binding; DNA-binding transcription factor activity, RNA polymerase II-specific
Source: RefSeq, a predicted model, not a curated record
AGACCCGGGAGGCCUCCGAAACGGACCCAGAGUAUAACAUCGCCGGAGAACCCUCACAUCAUGCCACACUCGGUGCCGGGCCUCAUGUCGCCGGGAAUCAUCCCCCCCACAGGCCUCACAGCCGCCGCUGCAGCAGCUGCGGCCGCCACCAAUGCUGCCAUCGCAGAGGCCAUGAAGGUGAAGAAGAUCAAACUGGAGGUGAUGAGCAGCUACCACGGAAGCAACACCCAGCUUGGGGCCGACUCAGAGAACGGAGACCUCAGCUCCAGUCUGGGCUUGGAACUGCCGUUUAUGAUGAUGCCCCACCCCCUGAUCCCUGUCAGCCUGCCUCCCGCAUCCGUCACCAUGGCGAUGAGUCAGAUGAACCACCUCAGCACCAUCGCCAAUAUGGCCGCCGCAGCACAGGGACAGAGUGCCCCAUCCCGAAUGGUGACAUCAGUGAUUAAGGAACGGGUCCCCGACAGUCCCUCCCCUGCCCCCUCUCUGGAAGACGGCAGGAGGCCGGGGAGCCGUCCCUCAUCCCAGCGCAGCAGCAGCGUCUCCAGCUCUCCCGCGCACACGGAGAGCUCCUCCGACAGAAUGCCUGUGCAUCAGAACGGACUGUCAAUGAACCAGGCUUUACUGGGCCUGUCUCCCAGCAUCUUACCUGGGCCUAAAGAGGGCGAUCUGGCAACUCAUGACAUCAGCCACGAGGCCAAGAGAAUGCACCUGGAGAAAG